Messenger RNA from Cucumis melo (muskmelon), 2114 nucleotides. RefSeq names its product putative pentatricopeptide repeat-containing protein At5g37570. Gene Ontology annotation, biological process: RNA modification. Bases 198 to 1889 code for a protein of 563 amino acids. Lineage: Eukaryota; Viridiplantae; Streptophyta; Magnoliopsida; Cucurbitales; Cucurbitaceae. Gene Ontology annotation, molecular function: RNA binding; protein binding. The transcript is spliced from 2 exons. The record is from RefSeq and is a predicted model, not a curated record.
AUUAAUUACAAUGGUUUACUGUUGGAUUGGACAAAGAUGAAGGUGAGUUCCCUCAGCGUGCAUGGAGACACGGGUAGCUCUUCCUUCUUCUUCUUCAUCUUCUUCAUCAAAUACAUGCUUUCAUUCUUUUAUUUCCUUCAAUCCUAUCCCCUAAUAAAGAAGACUCCUUAUUUGUGAGCUUCUUCUAUGAGUAUGAGAUGAGCGCCUACUUUCAUCGACCACUCCCAAACAACCUCACCUGGUGUCCCAUAAAUUCAUCCACCAUCACCCAAUGCAUCAACUUUUCCCAAAAUCCCAUUCAACUCAAACAAAUUCACUGCCUUCUUAUCAAGUUCCCAUCCAAAUCCCUACAUCUCCCCCCUCUCUUCCCCAAGUUACUCACCCGCCUGCUUCGGUUUCCAUCUGACAAUCACUUCUACGCCCGCCACCUGUUCGACCAAAUACCCAACUGUACAAAUCACUUCACUUGGAACUCUCUCAUUAGCUAUUGUCUUCACCAUUACCAUUUUGGCCAGUCCAUAUCCUUGUAUGCUAGAAUGCACAAGGCAGGCAUUCUGGAAUCCGAGUUCACCUUUUCAUCGGUGCUCUCAGCCUCCGCUCGUAUACCUGUGCUAUAUUUAGGAAGACAAGUUCACGCUAGGGUAAUUCAGUUGGGUUUCUUAACUAACAAGAUCGUGCUAACUUCGCUGAUGGAUAUGUAUGCUAAAUGUGGAUUCAUAUCGGAUGCUAAGAGUCUGUUUGUUGCAAUAGAUGAUAAGGAUAUUGUUGCUUGGACUUCUAUGAUUCGUGGGUAUUCUAAGCUGGGAAUGAUGGAUGAUGCACAAGAGUUGUUUGAUAAAAUGGAGGAGCGGAAUUCAUUCUCUUGGACAACUAUGGUGGCUGGGUAUGCCAACUGCGGCAACAUGAAAGCUGCAAAGCUGUUAUAUGAUGCAAUGCUAGAGAAAAAUCCAGUUUCACAGCUUGCCAUGAUAGCAGGAUAUGGGAGGUGUGGCGAUGUAGCAGAAGCCGAAAGGAUUUUUGGUGGAAUACUGGUACCAGAUUCAUCGUGUUGUGCCGCAAUGGUGGCUUGUUAUUCUCAAAAUGGGUAUGCAAAGGAGGCCAUUGACAUGUACAAGCAAAUGAAAGAAGAAAAUUUGGGAACCAACGAGGUAGCAAUUGUAGGAGCAAUAUCCGCUUGUGUUCAACUUGGGGAUGUUGAGAUGGCGAGCAAAUUGAUUGACCAGGUUGAUGAAGGGUGCUGUGAUCGGACUCUAUUUGUCUCCAAUGCAUUGAUCCACAAGCAUUCGAAGUUUGGUAAUAUUGAAAAGGCACAAGAAGAAUUCAAUAGAAUGAAGGAUAGAGAUGUUGUAACUUAUAGUACGUUGAUCAUAGCCCUGGCUGACCAUGGAAAAGCCAAAGAAGCCUUGGAUUUGUUCUCCAAGAUGGAAGAAGAAGGCAUAAAGCCAAAUCAAAUUUGUUUCAUUGGCGCACUAAAUGCAUGUGCCCAUGCAGGGUUGAUUGAACAAGGAUGCAAGUAUUUUGAACUUAUGAGGAAGGGUUUUGGCAUUGAGCCACAGAAGGGUCAUUAUGCCUGCAUGGUCGAUCUCCUUGGCAGAGCUGGUGAGGUUGAAAUGGCAUACAAUAUUAUUAAGGGAGCGAGGGAAAUUGAUGCUAAAACAUGGGGGUCAUUGCUAGGAGCUUGCAAGAUCCAUGGUAAUUUGGAGGUGGGGGAGAUUGCUGCUAAACAUCUAUUUGAAAUGGAACCUGAGAAUACUGGAAAUUACGUACUUUUGGCGAAUACAUAUGCUCAGAUGAAGGAAUGGAAUGAAGCAGAGAAGGUUAGGAAGAUGAUGGUUGAAAGAGGAAUCAGAAAAUUUCCUGGAUAUUGCUGGGUUUCAAGAUCUUCAUGAAAAUGGAAACUGGCGUUCUUAACUAAUUAGGCGUUCUUAGUGUUUGUGCAUAUGAGUAUGGCAAGUCAAUUAGUGGAAAAAUUAUGUAAUUAGUAAGCUCAAUAUAAGACGACAUAUGUAAUUUAAACUUUAAUGGUAACAAUCUGAUUGUAAUUUAUGCCAAAAGAACAAAUGAUUCUACUGAUGAUUAGCUAAUCCAAGCCCGCUCUUCGGAACUCUGUAAAA